Molecule: messenger RNA, 3591 nt
Organism: Paralichthys olivaceus (Japanese flounder)
Lineage: Eukaryota; Metazoa; Chordata; Actinopteri; Pleuronectiformes; Paralichthyidae
Gene: matcap2
Product: microtubule associated tyrosine carboxypeptidase 2
Source: RefSeq, a predicted model, not a curated record
GAACGGUGUCAGCUCAGCCCGUCACCACUGUCAUCCUUCACCAGUUCAUUUCUGCGUGUCCACCACGUUGUUACGACAGACAACUCGCUUCCAUCGGUGAAUUCCUCUUUGGUCGUCAUUAUCCGGCGUAUUGAGCUGGUUUAACUUUGCUAAACCACCUCAUCGUUCCUCGAACAGCGCUGCCCAGGUGGAGCCUGCCAGCUUCACACAGGAUGCUGGAGUCGAUCAAAGUGACAGAAAGACUUCACUGGCCCAAAGUAGAAAUGUCCAAAAAGUACAUUUUAAACUCUACUGACAGGGCACUGAGUCCAAGCCAAGUAUACCUGGAGAAGAUGUCAUCCAGUGUCUUCAAAGACCUCUUCAGCAGUGGCUCCAGCAGCUCAUGCAUACGGCUGCAGACGGAGGAGGACGAGUGGGAGAGCCCAAAGCAGUCUCUGUACAAGAGGCCAAAAGCAUCAGUGAAAUGUGCUGCCACACUGGGUAAAAGGAACCAUCCAGGCAUGGGUUUUAAAAAGGUGCGUGCUCAAGAAGGUGGUGGUGGUAAACCUGCACAGACAAGUUGUGUAAUCUCAGGCACCAACUCCAGUUUCUCUAAACCAACACGGAGCAUCGCAGUAAUGGGCAGCACUAUGAGCAUCAACCCUCGUACAAAACUCAGGAAGAUGUGCUACCCCAAUUCGCCUCGCACUAAACUUCCAUCGUUGCAUAAAGCAGCUUUCGUGGGGGAAGUGGAAAAUGCCAAGAAAAUCUGCAUCCUUACAGCCAUCAAGCCUUCAAAUGUAGAGAAAGAGAAGGUCAAGUUUUUUACGUCUGACUUCAACUACAAUCCACAGUUUGAGUACAGCAACCCCAUCUCUCCGCUUCUCUUGGCACGACAUAAUAAUGCCUCAGAUCGCUUCCUGACACAGGCAGUCCACAUCAUGGAGCUUGCACUGCAGCGAUAUGGCAGCUAUGAGAAGUUUGAGCAGGUCACUGGUGGUAAUCUCCUUACCAAGAGUCGCAUCUGGCACAAUGUCAAGAAAUACAUGGAGAAGGAAGGCUGCAUGGGGGAGAUAGUUGUCCAGGUGACAGAUGACCUCCUGUCCAGAGCCUCCAUGACAGUCAUGAACAGCAGACCCACACUUACCAUCAACAUCUCCACUGCGCGAGAGCACUGGCUGGAGGGCAUGCUGAGGCAUGAGAUUGGGACACAUUAUUUCCGUGGAAUUAACAACUGCCACCAGCCGUGGAGCAGCAGUGUGGGACGGAAAAAGCACAACCUGAAGCCCCUAAAUCCGACAGAGGAGGGUCUUGCCAGCAUCCACAGUGUGCUGUUUAGGAAAGACCCCACUCUGUGGCGUGCUGCCCUUCUCUACUACACUGUCUACCAGGCCAGCCACAUGUCCUUCUCUCAGCUCUUCCACAACCUGGGACGCUUCGUCCAGGACCCCAACACCCGUUGGGACUACUGUGUCAGGGCCAAGAGAGGCCAGACCGAUACAGCACAGCCAGGGUGCUUCAGUAAAGACCAGGUCUACCUUGAUGGCAUCCUGAAGAUUCUGAGAUACAGAGACAAGAUCAACUUCCCACUACUGAUGGCUCUAGGAAAGGUGUCAUUUGAAGAUGUGGACCGCCUGAAAGCCGUGGCUCAGAUGGAGAAGAUUCGCAUCCCUCACUUCAUGCAGGACCAGGCGAGGUAUACCGAGCAACUGACCAAAAUCAUGAUGGUCAACCAGCUGACUGACGAGGAGCUCAAGACCAUCAUCUGAGCCUGCUUCAUUUUGCCUGCACAAUCCUGAUCAGGCCUGAAUAAAAGCUGUCAAGCUACUGUCAGCUGUCACCUGCAUGCCCCUAAAACCACCAGUCAUCCAUGUAGAUGGUUUGUAUACCACUCAAAGCACUUUACGGUACAGUUUGCCACUCACCCAUUCACGCACACAUUCAUACAGUGCAUCUAUUAGCAGCACUUUUUGUUCUAUGAAGGACAAUUUGGGGUUCAGCACUUUGCCCAAGGGGAAGACUGGGAUCGGACUGCCGACCUUCGGUUGGAGGAUGAAUGCUCUACCCCUUAGCCACAGCCACCCAUGUGCAUGGUUCUAGAUGCUGUAUUGCAUGCAGUACAGACUUGUGUUAUAUUUUCUCAUAAUUAAACAUUGGUUUUUGCCUAAUAAUACUUCCACUGAUGCAGUAGAUCACCCUAGAAUCAUUACAGUGAGUUGUGUUUAGGGCUGAAUAAAAUUCAGAAAUGUGAACAUUUUAUAUAUUACAUUGCCAAUACAAUACAUUUCCAUUCUUAAGUUUCUUGCGCUUUCUUGGCCCAACUAUACCAAUACAGAUACCAAUAAGGGCUGUCACUCUUUAGUUUUCCAAAUUCAAACCGCCUUUCAAACGUGGUAAAUAACACAACAGCCCAUGUUUUGUUCUAGUUUGAGGGCCAACGGUUUCACAGGCACAACAUACAUGCACUAUCAAAGUGCUCCUGGAGCAGCCCCUAAAUCAAACAACAGAGAUGCUUACAAAAGGAGUGUGGCUCUUCUCUGCUCAGGUUACCAUUAUUCCAUAACAUCUUUCAAGAGAAUAUAGUUAUAUACGUUGUUCUUUAAAAUUUUGUAACCUUUAACACCAUAGAUAAAAAAAAUAUAGCUGCCUUACAGUAAUGCUGCCUGAGUACAGUGAAUACAGUGAGGUAGCUGAGGCGCUGUUAACAUAAAAAUGUUAUUUUUGUUAUAGUUUCUGGUUUAAAAGGCAGUUACAUUUGAAUUAACUGAAGAAAACAGAUGCUAAUUGUUCCAAUUCCAAGUUUAAAGAAGUAACAGCCCUAUAAUACAAAUGUGUCUGUGUGUAUCUAUGAUAAGCUAAGAGGACUUAGUGACAAUGUAUCAGUGCUGUUAUGUUAAUACUGUCCCCAAGCAUUUUAACCUGACAGUGAAAUUCCUAAAUACCUGAAUGCUUCAAUGUUUGUGAACUCUUGUUCGUGAAUAUGGUUAAAUGUGACAUAUGAAACAUCCAUGAGAUUUAGCAAAGCUUUCCCUAACACUAAGAUAUGGAUUAUGUGUCUCUCCUGCAAGUGUACUUACCUACAGUAGUGUUCUGUAUCUGUCUCUGGGGUGAAGGUGAACACUUUCUUGCACUUAGUUCUCUGUCGUAGUGUGUGUAGUGUUGGGAUUUUAAACGGACACUUGUUGCUCGAGAGAAGUAUGGUGGACGCAGGAUGGUGCAGCACUGUCACAUAGAGGAUUGUGAAUUCCUGUCGAGCACCGUUCUGGUGAAACUGUUAGUGAAGUUUUGAAGGUGUGUUCAGUGAAGCCCUAGUUGUCUAAUUGCACUGACUUGAAGCCCUGUUAGACUAUUUGCACUUUCUUACCUUGGAUCUACUUCGUCAACUGCACUGAUAUAUGCAGCUACAGACUGAUCUGUUGGAUGCCUUGUGUAUUUACUGUAAAACCUGAUGAGCUUUUAUGUUGCUUAUACCAAGGAUGACCUGAUGCAAGGAGCAUGUUUAACUCUCAAAGACCUCUUAUAUGGUACAGUUUAAUAACAUGGCAUUUCUAUGAGAUGUUUUCUAUUUGAAGGAUUUUUUGUGAUAUGAGUAGAAUCUAUAAAUAAAAUGGU